Messenger RNA from Ambispora gerdemannii, 141 nucleotides. The record is from the annotation of a GenBank genome assembly. NCBI's taxonomy places the organism in Eukaryota, Fungi, Glomeromycota, Glomeromycetes, Archaeosporales, Ambisporaceae.
GAAUUACGUUAUCCGACACAGUUAUUGGGUCCAACUGACCUCUAUCAGGACGCUGCCUUUGUGUCAGUUGCUUCUUUAAGGAAGCUUAACUUUGGCCUUCAAUCUAGUGCCGCUGUACAGCAAAGUGCUUCUUUAUUGUGA